Molecule: messenger RNA, 1593 nt
Organism: Aureobasidium pullulans EXF-150
Lineage: Eukaryota; Fungi; Ascomycota; Dothideomycetes; Dothideales; Saccotheciaceae
Exons: 2
Coding region: 1-1593 (530 amino acids)
Source: RefSeq, a predicted model, not a curated record
AUGGAUAUCGUUUCUCCAAUCGCCGCAGCAAUCGCUAUCGCUGCAAAUGCAGCGACAGCAGGCUUUGCACUUAAGAAAUUGUGCAGAGGCUGUGCAACGGCAGAGAGGGAGAUCGGUGACGCAUCGCAAAGGCUCUCUGGCCACAAACUUGAGUUUAAGCAGUGGGACGACUCAUGGCGAUGGCAACUGGAACAAUGUCAGCAAAAAAGAGACGCCAAACUAGGCUACCUAGACAUUUGGGGAAAGGAUGCGUUAAAUGCCGUGAAAGGCAACAGUCUGGCCAUACUAGGUUACCUUGAGGAUGUUCAACACCGCAUGGAGUCUUGUAUUAGUCCUGAUAAGACAAGAAAGACGAAGCCACGAUCGAAGCGUAGGAUCAAGCGCAAGGUGUCCGUCUUCAAGAAACUGAUCUUCUAUGUCUAUGGUAUCCAAAUCAGCAAGAGAAGCUCGACUCCUAAGUUGCCAUCCGACCGGUCCGAUGCAAGAAUAGGAUGGUUACGGAAGAUCAAAUGGUGCACAUCCAUAAGCCAGGAAGUCGACGACUUCUUGGCCAAAAUCGACUCUGCACAAAGGCUUAUCCAGAGGAUUGCGAGUAGAGCAUUCGACUCGUAUCGUCGGAACCGCUCUCAUCCUGGCCCGCGAGUUUCGAUGGUAACAUUAACGGUAUCGAAAGCCUUCCGUCAGUUUAGACGGGAGAUACGAUCCGAUCAGAGAUUGUCUAUCAUAGGGCAUGCUUUGGUCCGGGAUCGCGAAGGUUUGGAGAAAAUAAGGGAUGACAGAAGAUCCUCGUCCGAAGCACCAAUCAAGCUUGUAUUUCUCGCCCUGCCUGAAGACUUCGUUCGACAAGAUAGGCCAACGGUGAUGCUUGCAAACGUCUACUUGGACAUCAACACAAGAAACACUGGCGACGAAGAGGUUUAUAUCAGGAUCAGCUCUCUAGGUAGAUACCAAACAGAGCCAGCAGAAAAGCAAUCGCUUGUGGAGACGAUUACAAAGGAUCAUAAUAUCGACGCUCACGAGUCAUUGCUCAAAAAGGUUCAGAUGGCCCGCACAAUCUGCACCAAUGUCUUCGAUCUUUAUGAGUCGGGAUGCCUUCCAGUCAAUCUGAGCAUUGCAGACAUCUACACUUACCAGCAUGCGCUACUGUUAUCGUCCGAGCGUUCAAAAGUUGGAUAUCGAGACCAGAUGUACGUUCGGGCAAGUCACAGUGGACUUGGCAGUCCAAGUCCCACACCCUUCGAUCACAUGCACGAGCGAUAUCCUUUCGCCCGGGAUAUCCUUCUUCAUCGACUCGGGAUAGUGCUUUUCGAGAUCGGCCACGAGUCGGAGUACCAAGAUGUUCUUCCCCUGCCUGAGUCUCCAGUCGGUUCCCCCGAAGAUCAACUCCGUAAACAUGUCGACACAAUCAAUCGCAGUAUCCAAGAGAUUGGAGUUGAUCCUAGGUACAGAGCCCUCGUUCGAAGCUGCCUGAGCGGUUCGUUGGGGCAAGAUGUGGUAGAUGCGGCGGAAUCGAGCUUUGCUCGGGAGGUGAUCGCUAAACUGGAGACGAUUGAGGUUGGGAUAGCAAAGGCCAUUGAACGAAGGAAUCAGUAA